AUGUGGCGGCAACACGACACAGACAUGGAGUCGAGUGCGGACCGCGGACUCGAUGUGGAAUGUGUUGUUAAUCGGUGGAUAGUGGAUUAUUAUAUAUCUGUGGCGUUUGAGGCGUUCAGGAAUGAACAGGACAGUGAUUUCUGUGAGAUCAGAGACGUCCUUCAAUAUCAUCUGGUUCGGCCGUUGGAAGCCUACGACGCCACACCCAAGAAGAUUCGAGCUAUACAGUUCCUCACCAGGAUAUAUGACGGUGACAAACUCGACUUCUCGUUUGACCCUCAGGAGGACCUCACGCCACUGGAGUCGGCUCUGAGCGUAUUGGACAGCAUCCGCGACGAGUUGCCGGUUCCCCAGAAAGACUUGGAGAGAGUACAGAAGUCUGUCAGGGAGAUGGCUGCCAGACAGCUGGUGGUGAAGAGACGGGAGGCAGGACAGGAUGCAGAGGAAGGAGACUGUCCCUCAGACCCUCAGCCAGAGGACCAGCUUCUACCAGCAACAGAGGAGAAGACAUCCAGACACAAACCCAGUCCUCCCCCCGGUGGCGUCCUGCUGACCCGCAGCCAGCUGAUGGCCGUUUAUACAGCCCUGGCCGAGGAGCUGAGGGAGCCCAUGACCUUUGCCGAGCUGGAGGAGGAGGUCGAAAGGGAGGUGAUGGAGGAGAACGCAGGAAAAGGAGGUGCUGAGGAACCUCUCCUGCACCUCUCUGAAAGCCCCAGGCAGGGCUCAGACGCUGUGUUGGAGCAGGACGUCCCCAGGUCCCAGAGAGAGUCCGACAGUCCAAUGGAGGCUUCCCCUGCUGACCUGGCACCCCCUGCUGGCCUGGCACCCCUUGCUGGCCUGGCACCCCCUGCUGACCUGGCACCCCCUGCUGACCUGGCACCAGGCCCCCAGUGGAAGAGCCGAGGCUGGCCUCAUACCAUAGCCAGGCUGGUUAUGGAGCCAGACAGCCAGGAUUCUACGGCCUCUCGAGAAUCAGUAUCCAACGGGGAGGAGUCAGUCAGCCGGGCGGACCCACUAAGCCCCGCCUCCACCUACAGCCCACCAACACGGAAGUAUCGAAAACGACGAGCCGGCAAGACAACCGAAGGGACCUCGUCUGACCCUGAGGAGGAUGUGUGUAUUCUAGAUGACACCCCUGAGCAGAGAGGCUCCGCCCCCACCCCCAGAGAGGCUCCGCCCCCACCCCCAGAGAGGCUCCGCCCCCACCCCCCCCCAGAGAGGCUCCGCCCCCACCCCCAGACAAGCCCACCCACACCCCAGAGAAGCCCCACCCCUCAGACAAGCCACACCCACCAGAGAAGCCCCACCCCUCAGAAGGCCUCCACCAGUAAAAAGGGACCUGAUCUGAAGUGGAAGCAGCUAUACAGUGUUGCUAAGGAAUCCAAGGAUAGGUGGAGUGAUGAAGAGGAUUUAUUUGACUCCCCUCACAAAGAAAGUUCUGAGGACAACGCCAGUACUACCGGAGGAGGCAGGAAGAGGAUGUGGACAGCAGAGGAGACGGAGUGGGUGAAGGAGGGAGUGAGGCGCUACGGAGAGGGAACUGGUCCAGAGUAAAGUCCUCUUUCCCCUUCUUGGGCCGAACCUCCGUGAACAUCAAGGACCGGUGGAGAACCAUGAAGAAACUCAAGUUGGUCUGAGGGGACCAAAGCGUCUAACUUGUCCAAUAAGAAAUUAUAUUUUUAAGUUUACAUUUACUACGGGGUGCAGUAACCAAUUCGAACGCUGGAGGGCCUCGGAGCUACGCAAGACAAUGAUGACGUUCUCCAGAUGUGAGACGUUUCCUUUCCACGCUUGCCCGUCGCACAUCUGUCAACAGGAAGCUGAAGACUGUCGGAGGACCUUUGGACUAAGAUACAUGUUGAUUCUGCCAUUUUGUUUUAGACAUGUUUAUAGAAGUAUUUUAUCACUUGUCUUUCUUGGUAAAAUAAAGACUUCUCUUCUACUGA
Messenger RNA from Oncorhynchus gorbuscha (pink salmon), 1946 nucleotides. RefSeq names its product telomeric repeat-binding factor 2-like. The record is from RefSeq and is a predicted model, not a curated record. Gene Ontology annotation, molecular function: telomerase activity; protein homodimerization activity; G-rich strand telomeric DNA binding. Gene Ontology annotation, biological process: protection from non-homologous end joining at telomere; negative regulation of telomere maintenance via recombination; telomeric D-loop disassembly. Gene Ontology annotation, cellular component: chromosome, telomeric region; nucleus; shelterin complex. Lineage: Eukaryota; Metazoa; Chordata; Actinopteri; Salmoniformes; Salmonidae.